Molecule: messenger RNA, 919 nt
Organism: Sphaeroforma arctica JP610
Lineage: Eukaryota; Ichthyosporea; Ichthyophonida
Exons: 5
Coding region: 140-832 (230 amino acids)
Biological process (GO): translation
Cellular component (GO): mitochondrial large ribosomal subunit; ribosome
Molecular function (GO): structural constituent of ribosome
Source: RefSeq, a predicted model, not a curated record
AAACAAUGGAUUCCAAAUUUUGUACUAUAGCAGAUGCGUAGUGCUAUCAGCGAUACCACUCUGAUCCAUAUACAUACAUAGUAGUGUAUUAGUAUAUAAUAUAUACCGUUAUAUAAGAAACGGAGAAGGGAGUCUGAUUAUGCUUUUGGCACAACUUACGCGUGUUUCGCGCACGGUUGGUAUAUCGAGAUGCGCACAGGCGGGGGCAUUGCAGCACAGCCGGACUUAUGCUACGGCUGACAAGGCGGAGGAGAAGGAGGAGAAGAUCCCUCAGUUGACCAAGCUUAUGAGAGGGUAUACGAAAGCACCAAGGAUGGCUAAAAAAAAGGGCCAAGAGAAUAAUAAGAAGACGUUGGUCCGAUCUCAACCGUACCGAGCCAUACCCGACGAUGCCCAACCGCGGGACUUCCACACCAAUCUGAUGGGAUUGCUGAACAUGCGAGAGGUUGCGCGGCACAGGAAACGCAUCGAUAUACCCGUACACACCGCCGGGUGCAUCAUGCAGGUGGUCGCCCUAGACAACGCCAACACAAAGCGGGCCAAGCCUUUCAUUGGUAUCUGUACCGCCCGUCCCAAUCGAGGAACUGCGUCGUCACUAACCUUGAGAAAUGUGGUUGAUGGUGUACUGCUGGAGAAGUCGUACAUGGUCUACUCGCCUCUUAUCAAAGAAAUCAAGGUGCUCGAGUUCCAACGUGCACGCCGGGCUAAGAUGUACUAUCUGGACGACCAUCCCCUCAACAUGAGUACUAUCAAUUCUAGACGUUUCAAGGAGGUUAAUACCACCACUACUAAGGAUGCCAAGAAAAAGGGAGGCAAAGGCAGCAAAAAAUAGAGAUAACAUAAACAAGCAUGUUCUAAUAAAGAUGGUCUCGUUGCACGAAUCUUGUCCAGUGAAAGCUAUCUCAAAGAAGUGCGGCGG